This is a messenger RNA of Ceraceosorus guamensis, 2129 nucleotides long. RefSeq lists its product as hypothetical. NCBI's taxonomy places the organism in Eukaryota, Fungi, Basidiomycota, Exobasidiomycetes, Ceraceosorales, Ceraceosoraceae. The record is from RefSeq and is a predicted model, not a curated record. The transcript has 2 exons. The annotation marks the transcript as partial.
AUGCGCGUUGGCAAUUGCUACGACGGCCGUUCCACCGAGGCUACCGACGCGCUUGCGGAACGGGCACCCAUAAAGACCGAUGACUUGAAUGGUCACCAAUCCACAUCACUGCUGUCUCGAAGCGGUGCUUCUCGUAGCCCAACCAAGUCCAGCAUGCUCGACAGCCGUCUAGAGCGCGGAUGCAGUUGGCAAGAGAUGCGCGUUGGCAAUUGCUACCGCAGCAUCAUGGACGAGCUCAGCGGUGCCGUGCAAGCACUGGCCAAACGAAGCACCGCGGAUCGUCUUUCGAGACGUGAUGACCACGACCCCACUACGCUAGAUUCUCGCCUCGUUAUGACCCUUGGAGAGCGCGCGGCAGCCUCUCUGGUCGUUCGUGACGACUAUGCGUGCUACUGCCUCUCCCAUCCCAGCGAGUGCUCAUGGCAGGGGCCACCCGUGAUUUGCCCGCCCUCCGUCAGAGACGAUCGCGCCGACACUGCACUCGUGCAUCGCGCCACGAACGCCGCCGUAGAAAGUGGCACCAUCUCUCUGGUGCCUCGCGAUAAUUCGCAGAUCUGUUAUUGCAUCUCGCACCCAAGCGAGUGCGCAUGGCAUGGACCACCCGUGAAUUGCCGCCGCUCCAUCGCAGAGUCCCACCCCUUGUCUCGCAUUGCGGAACAGAUCGAGCUCGAGCGUCGCGCAGACGAGGUGCUUGCCGCUGACACUAGCGCCGAGCCGAAACGAAGACUAGUUCAUCACGGCUACUGUUACCACCAUCCUACUGCUCCAAACUGCGGCGGUCCAGGCAGGCGAGGCCUCGUCGGUGCAACAAGAGUCAUUGACGAUUUGCGCGCAAGGCUCGUCCGACGUCUGCAGCCGGCGUACUGCUCCUGGGAUCCGACAAACGCUGGAUGCCACACUGCGGACCCGCCCAAAGUCUCUGUUCGCUCGGUAGUAAUCGAGGCGCGGCAACGAAUCCCGGUCUACUGCGAGACGCAUCCUACUGCUGAAGGUUGUGGACAUGCCGGUCUCCAAGCCUCUGCAAUGGGGACGCAGCAAUUGAACCCUAUCUACUGCGCGCAGCAUCCUAAAGCUCCAGGUUGCGGACACCCCGGCAAGCGAGACCUGGCUGCAAGAAGCGCCGCCACCAUCCUUCAACGCCAAGAGGAGUACUGCCUAUACUUUCCCCAUGAUCCUGAUUGCCAGCCCAAGGAGCCGCCUGGACACGGUGGAGGUGGAGAGCACCCGCCCAGGCGAGAUCUAGCUAGCGUUGGAGACGAGACUGCCGAGCUGUCGCGACGUCUUGAUCCGCCUACUUUUUGCUCGACGCAUCCAGACGCACCGAAAUGCAAACCGCCGCACAAGCCGCCGCACAAGCGCAGCAGCGGCGAUGGCGCAAAAGCUUCAUUCGACACGAAGGAGGAGGUGGACCGACGCGAUGGACCGGGGCCGUUCUGCCCCAUUCAUUCUAACACGCCCGAAUGUCAGGGAACUAAGCUUCCCCCACGAAAGCGGAGCAACAGCGGCGGCGGCGGCGGCGGCAUCGGCGGCGAUGCAGGAGUGUCGUCACUCCCACAGACACGUCGAGAGGAGCCUUGUGAAUACGGCAAUGAUUGUCCCGACUCGGGCCCAAGCAGACGAAGCAAUAGUGCGAUGCCAAGUGUAGACGUAAGUGCUCGCGAGGUGCAGCACGAGCACAGCAAGCGCGACGAUGCUGCGACGCUAGAGCGACGUCUGCAGAAGGCUCCUUGUCCACCCAAUGACCCUCUCUGCGGCUACGCGUCUCCACCUCCCCCAAAGAGGGGCGUCAGCGACGAGAACGAUGCCGCGACGCUAGAGCGACGUCUUCAAAAAGCUCCCUGCCCACCCAGCGACCCUUUCUGCAAAGGCUCUCCGCCGCGCAAGAGGAGCGACGGCAAGCGCGAUGACGCCGCAACACUAGAGCGACGUCUUCAGCAACUUCCCUGCCCACCCAACGAGCCUCUGUGCAACGGCUCUCCGCCGGGAAAGAGGAGCGACAGCAAGCGCGAUGAUGCCGCGACGCUGGAGCGACGUCUCGCAGCGAAUCCCGCUUGCCUCAAAGAUCCCACUAGCAAUGCCUGUACGGGAAAAAAUCAACCGCCUCGCCGCAGAUCGAGUCGCGAGGUGGA